Capsella rubella is the source of this 543-nucleotide messenger RNA. RefSeq lists its product as uncharacterized. The coding region runs from base 54 to 416 and encodes 120 amino acids. The record is from RefSeq and is a predicted model, not a curated record. The transcript is spliced from 3 exons. Lineage: Eukaryota; Viridiplantae; Streptophyta; Magnoliopsida; Brassicales; Brassicaceae.
GGAAUUGGUCUCAAAACUUCACAAAGACAAGAAUCUGAUUUCGAAGUUACAAUAUGUCUCAAGUUAAUGUUUGUGAGGUUUGCGGCGACCCCAGCAGCGAAGAAAUGUUAAUACGUUGUGACUCUUGUAAGAAUUCGAUUAUUCACCGCUAUUGCAUGGUAAAAGAGUCGAGUCCUUGUAUCGAAUGUGUAACUUGGAUCUGUGAGGACUGUGAUGGGAGUGACAACGACCCUGAUGAGAGUGACAACGAGUCUGAUGAGAAUGAAAGCGAGUCUGAUCGUAGUGAAGUUGAUCAUACUUCAUGUGACGAAUAUGAGAUUGGUGACAUCGACUCUGAUAGCAGUGAAAUUGAAUAUAUUCCAAAUACAAGAUAUCUAUGGUAUAAGAGUUACAGAAUAAGAAGAAAGAAAGAAUAACAUCAACCUUAGCUGUUGAGGACCAUAUUGAAACCAUUAACAUGUCUUCUUUAUGAGUUAAAGAAAUGUUAAAAGUGAUCUAAGAGACUUGUGUUCAUGUUAUUGGAUAUAACUUUUGUUUGCUUUU